AUGCCGUCUCCCCGGAGGAUCUACACCUGAUCCGUGUACCACAUACACCCAGAGGAGAUACUACGCAGAGACGGUUUGCUCCGUGAUCCACAGCCCUGUCUUUCAGGUAAUGGAUGCGGAGUCCGUACAAAAAACUUGCUUCUACGGUUGUUUUCAUUUACGCAUUCACGUGUCUCUGUGGUCUUUCAGAGGUGUCACGAUGUGGUAGAGAGGGAGCCAUAUUUACGUCUGUGCCUGUCGGAGGUCUGUGGCUGUUCACCUCAGAAGGCCUGUCACUGCACUGUCCUCACCGCCUACGCUCAGCAAUGUGCUCAGGAAGGCAUCGCAAUCCAGUGGCGCAACCAAACCUUCUGUCCGGUCCAGUGUUCAGGCGGCCAGGUGUACCAGGAAUGUGGUCGUGCGUGUGGCAGCUCCUGUUCAGAUCUCCAGCAGGGCUGGAGUUGUGAUGAUGACGGCGGAUCUGGCCCUAGAAUGUGUGUUCCAGGUUGCCAGUGCCCACCAGGAUUACUGCAGGACCAACAGAACCAGUGUGUGCCGGCUGCCAUGUGUCCUUGUGUGCAAGAGGGAAAGGUGUACCAGCCUGGAGCUCUGAUACAGAACAGCUGUAAUACCUGUCUGUGUGUGCAGGGCUCUUUCAACUGCACACAGGAUCGCUGUGAGGAGACGAAUCCCUGUCCAGGCACGCUGGUCUUCUCUCCCCGCUCCUGCCUCGUCACCUGCUCCAGCCUGGACCUUUCUGGCCAACAGCCGGGACAGUCCAGCUGCAAAGAGAGUCUUUCUGGCUGUGUGUGCCCCCAAGGAACUGUCCUUCUUGUGGGUGAAAAUAUUGAACUGUAAAUGUAGAAAGUAGCAGGGAGAAAUAAUCAUAGAAAUGCAUUUCUAUUUUUUUUUAAAAAGGAAGAGAGACAGUAGAAAGAAGAAAGUAGAAGAAAGUAGAAAGACUAAAUAUGUGAACCUUACUAAGUUUCACUUUGCCAGAAAAAGAUCUAGUUAAUUAACAGCUCUUUGUUUAACUGCACCUUUCCCAGUAGAGUAAAUACAGCACUUUUUCUCUCAGCAUGUCCCUAAGCAAGUCAUUAGCUUGCUGUUUACUUAGCAUUUACCACUUUUUUACCAGACAUGUUGACAUGUUUUUAGUGUAGGUAUUUAUUUUGUAGGAUCUGCUCAAGUACUGGUGAGUCACUGGAUACAAGCAGUAGUGGUACCAUAGUGUAGUGGCUAUCAAAUGGUUCCAUGGUUAAGUCAUUACACUUGCUUACACAUCAGCUGUUACACACAGAUGUUCUUGGGUUUGAGCUCCAGAGGAACCACAUACUUGGUGCCUCUAGGGGGCAGCCUGUUUCAGCAGAUCUGCUGUUAACACAGUUCCCCCAGUGUGGGAUCAAUAGAGUUCAAGUCAUUGUUAUCAAUAUAAAAAAGAGAAAAAAACUGACAUCCUUCAGUCUUAAAGUGACAAGUGAUAUGUUACGUUGUCUUAUUAGCUGUAUUUGUAUGUUGACGACAGUUUGUCAUGUCUGUUCCGUCCGCCGCAGGAUGAUCGCUGUGUUCUCCCAGAAGAGUGCCCGUGUCACCACAAUGGUAGACUCUACUACAGUAAUGACACCAUCACCAAAGACUGCAACACAUGGUGAAAUAAACUCGGUCGACCCUCUCUGUGUGUGUCACAUCACUG
Cynoglossus semilaevis (tongue sole) is the source of this 1672-nucleotide messenger RNA. RefSeq names its product mucin-5B. Gene Ontology annotation, cellular component: extracellular matrix. Bases 472 to 837 code for a protein of 121 amino acids. NCBI's taxonomy places the organism in Eukaryota, Metazoa, Chordata, Actinopteri, Pleuronectiformes, Cynoglossidae. The record is from RefSeq and is a predicted model, not a curated record. The transcript has 3 exons.